Messenger RNA from Plasmopara halstedii, 534 nucleotides. RefSeq names its product retrotransposon ty1-copia subclass. NCBI's taxonomy places the organism in Eukaryota, Oomycota, Peronosporomycetes, Peronosporales, Peronosporaceae. The record is from RefSeq and is a predicted model, not a curated record. Bases 1 to 534 code for a protein of 177 amino acids. The transcript has 3 exons.
AUGUUCGGAGUCGACUACAAUGAGACAUUCGCUCCGGUGGUCAAGCACACAUCGAUCCGGACACUGUUUGCAUUGGCAGCAGAGAAGGAUCUCGAGAUAUACCAGUUUGACGUGAAUACAGCGUUUCUGUAUGGCACGAUUGACACGGAUAUUUUCAUGGAACAGCCAGAUGGAUACAUAAGCGAAAAGUAUCCAGACCAUGUGUGCAAGUUGAAGCGAAGUUUAUACGGUACCAAGCAAGCAGCAACGCAGUGGAACAUGCGAUUACAUGACCAUAUGAUGCAACAUGGAUUCAAGCGUACUGAUGCAGACCACUGCGUGUACAUCCGCGAUCAAGGGAAGGCAUAUGUUGUGAUCAUCAUAUAUGUUGACGAUCUAAUUGUCAUGCCCAAGACCAAGAAAUCAAUCGAUGAAAUUUGCAAGCAACUGAAGAACGAUUUCGACAUCAAGGAACUGGGUGAGAUUAAAUACUGUCUCGGAAUUCAGGGUAGUCUGCGGGACAAAACGGAAUGUCAAACUAGGGUUAAGGCUUGA